This is a messenger RNA of Didymodactylos carnosus, 1611 nucleotides long. Lineage: Eukaryota; Metazoa; Rotifera; Eurotatoria; Philodinida; Philodinidae. The record is from the annotation of a GenBank genome assembly.
AAAGAAUGGAAUCAACACAUGAUAAAUGCAUAUUAUAAAUUUUGUAAAGAGAGAUGUGUUUUACCACAAAUAAUUGAGAAUAAUAAAGAGCAAAAACUUGAAUUAAUUGGAACAAACAAUGGUACCAACGAAGCGAAACGAAAAUAUCAAUUGAUAAUUGAUUUAUUAAAACAACAAAAAAUAAUUGAAUCAUUAUCAUCACGUCCAAGAUCAGCAGCGCAUUCAUUAACAAGGAGUAACAGUUUUAACACAACAACAGUUGGUUCUACUACUAAAUGUUAUAAUAUAAUGUUAAGUUAUUGUCAAAAAGAUACAAAUAUAUGUCAUCAUUUAGGUGAACGUCUUAUUGAUGAGGGUUUUUCUUUAUGGAUGGAUUCCGUCACUACAUCAUCAUUAGUACAAAUUGAUAAAUCAGAUUGUAUUAUUAUUUGUCUUAGUGAAAAUUAUUAUGAAAAUAAAUUAUGCAAAAAAGAAUUAGAAUAUGCAAAUCAAUCUGGUAAAGUAAUUAUACCAGUUAAAGUUCAAAAUUAUAGAUUAACUGGAUGGCUUGGAAAAUUACUGGAUGGAAAACCUUUAGUGUUCUGUUUGUACGGAUCGAAAAAUCAUUUUGAUUUAGAAUAUGAUAAAUUAUUACUGGAACUCCUUCAUUAUACAAAACCAGGCUAUGUUUCUCUAUUACAACAAACAUCAACUAUUACAUCACAAUUAAAGAAUGAUGAAAACCGACGACAACAACGAGAAUUAAUUCAUUCAACACACAUAGAUAAAAUGUUGAGUUUAGGAAGAAUUAAAGAAGAUGAUAUGAAAAUUUUAAUUUACAGUUUACAAAAUGUAAUUAGCGAUAUAGAAUCGGAGGGUGAGAACACAGAAGAAACAAAUGAUGAUGAUAAACGAAAUACUUCUUUCUCUAAUAAACAUAAUUCUGAUGAAUUAGUUUUAUGUUUAAAACGUUGGCUACAAAAAGCACCAAAUGUAACAAAACUCAACAUAGCACCAUUUACAAUAACAGGUGAUAUCAAUGAUGCACCAUUUCCGUACGCAGAUACUAUGUGUCAAGAAAAACGAUCAUAUUUUGAUGAAACUCGUGAUUUUCCGCGUCCUACACCUAGAUUGGCAAAUGAUUAUGAAGUACAAGAUGAAAACAAUGAUUUCUACGAAGAAUAUCCAACACUAACACCACUACUAGAGAAUAAUGUAGUUAUUAAACACAGAAAUCAAGGUACAUUCUGCUGGCUUCAGGGAGAUAUAGAUUGGACAGGACAUGAACACAAACUAAGAAAACGGUUAACAAGGUCAAUGAAAGAAAAACCUCUUAUUAAACCUCGAAAGAAUGAUAGACAUUUUGAAAGUCUAAUACUGAAACGUGACCCGAAUUGUUGGUUCGGCAUUCGAGUUAGUGGCCCGUUAGUGGAAAAUAAAGUAGACAUGAAACAAUGUGAACAAUUAGAUGAUACACAACUAAUGCAAGGACAACGAGAACACAUAAAAAGAUAUUUUCUUACAAAGUAUAAAGAAUUAACACCAGAAAAAUUAGAACCAUAUUUAAAGUUUUCUCAGAGAAUGAAAAUGAAUGCAAUUGAAUUAGAUAAAUUAUGUAUUACUAAUAAAUAA